Messenger RNA from Xiphophorus hellerii (green swordtail), 1566 nucleotides. Its product is annotated as kinesin-like protein KIF11-B. NCBI's taxonomy places the organism in Eukaryota, Metazoa, Chordata, Actinopteri, Cyprinodontiformes, Poeciliidae. The coding region runs from base 1044 to 1286 and encodes 80 amino acids. The transcript has 2 exons. The record is from RefSeq and is a predicted model, not a curated record.
CAGUAAUUCUUCCCAGCCAGCAGGUGGUGGUGUUUUCAUGUUAAGUUUGUUAUUGAACAGUAGAAUCAGUUCAGAAACACAUGUAUAAUGGCUGACAGAGGCAGUUUAUCAGUCUUCAUUUAAUCAUUCUUCAUCCUGUUUUGUUGUUUAGAGAAAGCACUGCUUUUCACUCUUUUGGCAAUUGAAAGCAACGUCAAUUAAAGGGACAUACGCCUGACAAUCGUCUGAGAGUUUAUCUAUCUGCACAACUGUUACUUGGAAACACAGUGGGGGCAGAACAAUCAUUGUAGAAGCCUAAAUUCAGUUUUUGUUCAUUCAGACUUUAGGAUAAGUUAUGUUUAUAUUUCUUAUUAUAAUUUGUUUAUUUGGAUAAAAAUGUUAACUAGUUGGAUCUAUUGCAUAGUAAUUUACUAUAUUUGGAUACACUAAUGUCUUGCAAAUUUUCAUAAGAAGUCAAUUGAAAUUCAGGAGAUGCUGUUGAGUCAGGAAACUCCUUUAGAACUGCAGGUGAUGGAGACCCAGCUUAGGAAGAGAAUGGAACAGGUGAAGGAGUUAUUCACUGACUGCACAGAUAUUUUUGAGGAGAUCAGAGUUGUCAGAAAGCAUCUGUCUGAGAAGAUAAAGGAGUGUCGGACAGGUGUGGAAAACAUCCAGAAUUGUCUGAGUAAAAUUGAGGCUUCGGAUGCAAAAGCAGAAGCCCAAAUACAGGACCUAGACGCAGACCUGAGUUCUCAGGAAGAGUACGUGGAAACUGUGUUGAAAGAAGUGGGCUUGGUGUCCAGUGCCCCCAGUUCACCGGUACUGGAGGAACUAUCUAAUGACUGCAGCAGUCUAAGAGAGGCCAUCGCGCAUACCAAAGACAUAAUCCACCUGAAGAGGGAGGAGAGAGACCUGUUCAAGGUCAUCACCGGCUUCGUUCUCUGAUAGACUUGGAGGACAGUUUGAGCAACUGAGGAGGUUUCCGUGAGUUUUUGACGAGGAACUCACUCCUUCACGCGGUGGAGCAGCACAACAGGCAGACGCAGCAGAGCAUCUCCCAGAGGAUGGACGGCGCCUUCAGCAGCCUGCAGCGCAGCGUGCAGCAUCACAGCGCCGCCCAUGACCGCAUGCUGACCGGCUACGCCCACGCCGUGGACGGCCUGCUGAUGGGUUUGGACCGGGCGGUUCUGGAGCGGCAGCGGGCGGAGCUGCAGGAGCAGCUGGAGGCGGUUCAGCAGCUGGUCCGAAGCUUCCUGCUGGAGGAGCUGCAGCAGGACGUUCCUACUGGUGUGACUCCUUGUUUAUGAAAGGGUUCUGAAGAAGAGCGUCAGGCGCAGCAAGCUGCUGAGGAUGAGGCAGAAGGAGGCGGAAGAAGGACAGCAGGAGGGAGACCAGGUCCAAAAUGGCGGACAGCAAAGGCCAGGGCCCUCCAUAAAGUCGCCGCUGCGCUAAGGAGAACUGAACCUGCCGCAUGUAAUAUGUAAUAUUUCACGUGUAAAAAUAUUUGUGUAAAAGAAACAUUUCUGUUUGUUUUUUAGUCAAGUUAUUUUGUAAUUUUAAUUUGUAAUAAAACUUGACUCAUUUAAA